Parus major (Great Tit) is the source of this 6401-nucleotide messenger RNA. RefSeq names its product myotubularin related protein 1 (gene MTMR1). Gene Ontology annotation, molecular function: phosphatidylinositol-3,5-bisphosphate 3-phosphatase activity. The coding region runs from base 4447 to 6177 and encodes 576 amino acids. Gene Ontology annotation, biological process: phosphatidylinositol dephosphorylation. The transcript has 16 exons. The record is from RefSeq and is a predicted model, not a curated record. Lineage: Eukaryota; Metazoa; Chordata; Aves; Passeriformes; Paridae.
GCAACCAUUUCAAGUCAGAUUUCAGGGUCUGUCCCUUCAGAGGGUGUAGCCAAAGACUACAGGGGAACUUAACUGAGUAUCAUUUUUGAUGGGGUUUCUCCAGAGACACAGAAUUUAGCAUCAAACAGACAAACAAAUCACCUUUUUCAUUCCCUCCCAGCAACGUUUUUGUCACUAAGGUAACGAAUGCACCGUAUGGUUUCCCUGAGUUCUACUGUGCUUUUGUGCCCCUGUUCUUUCACUAGCUAAUUGGCUGUUCCCUUCAUGGAGCCACUCUACUCAGCUGUCAAGGAUGGAGCAUGGGCAUUUUUCUCCUCUCACGUGACAGAAGUUAUCCAUGUUUCAAUUCACUUUAAGAAGUCCAACUUGGUGCUGUCUAGAUCCCUUUUUCUUCCUAGAUUUGUAAGAAUUUUAUUGUCUUCAUAGAAAAUAGCCAAAGGAAGAUUUUUACUUCCUAUUCUUGUUUCAACUAGAUUUUAAUUCAUGUGUGCUCUGAGGUUACAAAGUAUGUUUCCUGGAAACAGUGUAUUUUAGAUUGAGUGAUAGCAGGUCAGAUUCAGCCUGAGUCUGAGAUGAGUCCACAAAAUAUUUUUGACUGUAGUGUAUUUAAAAGUUCAACCUCAACAGAGUUUCACACUGUUGGCACAAUCAGCAGUUUGUAAAGAGUAGCUCUCCCAUACUACAACAGCUCCAUUGCAAAUGUUUGCUCCAGGUCAAGGCCAACAUUUUUGGUAAAACACUGUGGGAAACUUUGCAUUACAUCUGUUGAUGUUGUAUUUGCCAAGGAUUUCAUUUUAGUAAAAUCCAAGUGUGUAAACUUGGUGUUCAGUUUAUUUCUGAGUAGAAUGCAUUCCUCUGGAAUGAAGAGCACUGUUUAAUUUUGGAUACACAGGAUAACUUCCAUCUCUAUACCAAACUCAUCUCAGAUAUUAUUUAAGAGGAAUAAAUCUUUUAACGCCUAAUUAAAAUUCUACUUCAUCUUUUGUCUCUGAGAAAUAAACUAAAAGGAUUUAAGUCUGAUGUUUUAAAUUAAGAACUUUUGUGGAUAAAUUGUAUUUGGCAUAAUUGCUGUGAUUUGAAAUCCCAUAUUUGUAUAUAGCAUGAUGGAAUUUUUAGUUUCUUAAUUAAUUUCAGUACCACUAACAGGUUGGGUUCACUCAUUAUUGUGGAAUCCACACAUUAAAAGACAAUGCUCAUAUGAUAGCUCAGUCUUCCUUUGAGACAUCUUUUUCUUUCAAUGCCCUUUCCUGGGUCUUCAUUACCUUUGGUUACCUGGAAUUGCUGCAUUUAGAGACUAUCUUACAACUCGGAACCUUCAGAUCGGGUCAGAUGUGUGUUUGCUUCUGGAACUGGUCAGGCAGUCCUGUUAGUUUGUGCUGGAUUUACCAGGAACUCACUACUUACUGUUUCUUUCAUCCCUUUUUUAUUGUUUAAAUUAAUAUGUUUCCAAAACCAGGUAAAUAUAUUGAUUCACAUAUCUAAAAGUGUUACUGACGUUACUUUUAUAUGACUUACCCUACCAGGGAGUUAGGAAGCAAAGGGGACGUUAAUGGAACGGUCAGAACUGGAGAACACAGGGGAGGUCUUGCUUACUAAACCCUACAGCAACGUGAUCUCAGUCUGAGUUGAGCUCUGCUCUGUGUGUCUUCUCUGACACAUGCUCUGUGCAGAGUGUUCUUGAAUGAGUGGCUCAUAUAAAUGAAAAUGUCUCAGAUUGUAGUUGCUGACUACAAACACUCAGAAUUUGGGAAGAGUUGUCUUUUUUUGAAAGGUUGGGUGCCUCUCCUUCAUGGUUGUUAGUGCAGGCUUAUUGUCUUCCACCUAGAGGGAUUACGAGGCUCUUUAUUCUCUUUUAACAAUAGCACAGUGCAGCAGGAUAAAAGGGUGAUUAGAAAUGAAUGUUUCCAAAGAGCUUGGAAUUUGUUACAUUACUAAAAUGAAAUGUCUGUGAUUUUUUUCAGACCAAAACAAUUCUGUAAAUGAGAGCUACUAGUUCUGAGUAGUUUUGUUUUGCUCUUUCAAAAUCCAGCUAUAAUUAAGAUGUUUGGGAGUAGAGUUCUUUAGAAAAUCUGGUGAAAUAAGAUAUAGUAUCGUUAACAAAUCAAAUCUGUGUUUCAUUGGAUAACAUUUUGUAUUUUAACUAACAGGUGUACAGGAGGCCAGUUAUACGGGUAAGAUUACCUUUGGCUAGCAGUGAACAGCCUCCUACCUGUGUGUCUCUUGUGCUGUGUGAGAUCUUGGUGUGUCAAGCAUUCUUUACCUCAUUAAUGGGUUUUAUGAACCAGACCAUUUUGCUAUGCAGUUGCCACAGAAAUGCUUUAUAUACAAUACAAUGUUUUCAUGAGCAAUAAAAGUCAAUAUGUAAGAGAGCAAUAUUUUAAAAUUAUGUUAUAAAUGUGCAAUACUAACUUCAGUUUUAUUACAUUUUGACAAAAUGGAUGCUUGCAAUUCAGAUUUACAUGCUUCAGACUGCUGAGUACUGUGUUAGCAGCUCUAACAUAUCUAUGUUAAAGAAUACCAGUGGUAAAAGUGUUACAUCUGCAUCUGUCCUAUUUAAAUAAGCUCCAAAUUCAUGCAUGCCCUUGUACUUGUUUUAAAUUAGUUGUUACCAAGGUGUAAUAAGAUUGAAAGUUAGGUUUGAAGUUAGGCACUAGUGCAACCUUACAUCUUUUUAAUUAUAAUUUUGAGACUAGGGAUUUGACUACUGUUCAUUGAAGAUUAAAAAGGGCAUGCCUUGUUUACUUGCCCCUCCCUCAGUAACAUUUAUGGAGUGAGAAAUGAUCUGGAUAGUAUUCUGACAUUGUUCAUGAAAUGUGUCCAACACUUUUAUACGAACAAAGACCUCUUGUUCAGUCUGAAACCAAGAGAUGAAGUCUGAAUGAUUUCUUUUUCUCGUCUGUUGUUUAUGUAUUUAAAAAUGAUGUGUUUAGUCCAACCAUACAAAUCCACAAGUUGAUCUUUUCCUUUUUCUUUUAAAUAGAUAGUGUUUCAAAUAAUUGGUCUGAGUUGAGUAACAGAAACUUGUUUUGUUCAGAUGUUCCCAGUUCUUUAUAAAGGCUUUGAUAUUUGAACAGUUUGCUCUGCUUCCUUAUCUUUUAUAUAUUUAAUUUAUUUUGAUGCAUUUGCUCAUUGUCCUGCUGGUUUUCUUCCAGAGAUCACAAUGUCUCCUUUUCUUAGAUUUCAGAAACAACAUAAUUAUGAUCUGAAAUAUAAAUAAUUCCUGUAUAACAGAAUUCUAACCAUAUCUAAAUGUUAGUAGUCCUUUAUAACUUGAAGGGGUUUUUUAAUUACUUGUACCUUUUUAAACUCAUGUUGAGUUCAAAUUAUUUGAAGAUACCUGAAGUCCUUCUUCUAAGCUGUUUCUUGAGGGUUCUCUAAAAAUACUGUAAAAAGAAAAAAUGACAUCUAACAAACACUUGUAAAUUUGGACUGAGGCUGAUUUUACAGUCUGACCAAGUGAGAAGUUCUUUGCAUUUGAACUGGGAGUAAUAAACUGUCAUGAGCACAACUUCUCUCCUGUUGUUAAAGAAAGAAGAUGGAAGAACCUUUUUGGUGGAUCAUGUUAAAACAAUCCCUUCAACUGACCCGAUGACAUUUGUGUUUCUCUCUGGUGUGCAAAAGGACUUUAUGUUUAUUAAAGAAAUUUAAUUAAUGUUCAGGAUUUGCUGCCAAUUGAUGCAAAAAUAAAUUAACAUGAAAAUGUGAACUGUUUGCAUAUUUUGCUAUGAGUAGCAAUUUUAGAUUCUGUGAAGUCACAACUCUGUAUGACAACUCUGCAAGAAUAAAGUUUCAAGCAACAACAGAGAAGUUGCCGGAAAGAUGUAUAAAACUAUGAGGUUGAGAGUUCAAUUACAAUGUGUUUUACACAGCAAAACUUUUUUAAAGUGUCUAGGUACUUCUAUUUGAUGUUGACCUAUUUUUUCCUGUGAAAGAUUGCAUGAGUUUUCCCAUAAUGCUGCCAUUGCAAGUUGUACUUAAUUUCUUCUAUUGGUAAGCAUGCGGCAUACUUGAAAUUAAUUUUCUUCAUUGUAAGGUUAUUUGUCUUAAAAAGGCAGUACAUACUUUUAUGUUCUUAUCUACCAGUACUGACUUUUUUUUGAAACAGGGAGUAAAUUUUUCAUUUUGUGAUGUGCCAAGUAACAUUCAAAGGAUGGUGCUAAUAGCUUGGAUUCUUUUCUGUGGAAAGUAUCAUGUGCCAGGAGUAAGAUUUUGGAAAGCUAAACUGGAGUUAAAGUAUAUGCUGUCUUUUUAAGGAAAUUUUAAAAAGGGAAACAAAAAAAGCUAAGAUUCUGUCCUUUCACCUGUUGUCUGCAAUUUUUUUGCUGUUACUUCUUUCUUGCCCUACUGCUGCCUCAUGCAAAGCAGGAGAUUCAGGAUGGACACAAUGGCUAUCAUUCUGAAGCAGAAACUGAUCAGGCACUGCGGGAUGGAAACAAACUGGCACAGAUGGAAGAGGCUCCACUUUUUCCUGGAGAAUCAAUCAAAGUUAUCGCUAAGGAUGUUAUGUAUAUCUGCCCAUUUAUGGGAGCAGUCAGUGGUACGCUCACAGUGACGGACUUCAGAAUGUUUAUCAAAAGUGUUGAGAGGGAUCCACCUUUUGUUGUUGAUGUUCCCCUUGGAGUUAUAAGUAGGGUUGAAAAAAUUGGAGUACAGAGCCAUGGAGAAAAUUCAUGUGGUAUAGAAAUAGUUUGCAAGGAUAUGAGAAAUUUGCGGCUGGCCUAUAAACAGGAGGAGCAGAACAGACUGGAGAUCUUUGAAAACCUUGUAACACGUGCAUUUCCUGUUUCUAAUGGGCUGCCUCUUUUUGCAUUCAGCUACAAAGAAAAGUUUGCUGUUAAUGGCUGGAAAGUGUAUGAUCCAAUGGCAGAAUAUAAGAGGCAGGGCUUGCCCAAUGAGAGUUGGAAAAUAUCUAAAAUUAACAGCACCUAUGAGCUUUGUGAUACAUAUCCUGCUGUUCUUGUUGUGCCAACCAGUGUAAAGGACGAUGACCUCUCAAAAGUGGCAGCAUUUAGAGCAAAGGGGAGAAUUCCUGUGUUGUCCUGGAUUCAUCCUGAGAGUCAAGCAACAAUAACACGAUGCAGCCAGCCAUCAGUUGGCCCAAAUGAUAAGCGUUGCAAGGAAGAUGAAAAAUAUUUGCAGACAAUUAUGGAUGCCAAUGCUCAGUCACAUAAACUUAUCAUCUUUGAUGCCAGGCAGAAUAGUGUUGCAGACACAAACAAGGCUAAAGGUGGAGGAUAUGAAAGUGAAAGUGCCUACCCAAAUGCAGAGCUGGUCUUUCUGGAGAUUCAUAAUAUACAUGUCAUGAGAGAAUCCCUGCGGAAACUUAAAGAAAUUGUUUAUCCUACUAUUGAUGAGACUCGGUGGCUGUCAAAUGUGGACUCCACACACUGGCUGGAAUAUAUAAGGAUGCUUCUUGCUGGAGCAGUAAGAAUUGCAGAUAAAAUUGAAUCUGGUAAAACCUCUGUAGUGGUGCACUGCAGUGAUGGCUGGGAUCGAACUGCGCAGCUCACUGCACUGGCCAUGCUUAUGCUGGACAGCUAUUACAGAACCAUCAAGGGCUUUGAAGUACUUGUAGAGAAAGAAUGGAUAAGUUUUGGACAUCGAUUUGCAAUGAGAGUGGGACAUGGAGAUGAUGACCAUGCAGAUGCUGACAGAUCUCCCAUUUUCCUUCAGUUCAUUGACUGUGUUUGGCAAAUGACAAAGCAGUUUCCUGCAGCAUUUGAAUUCAACGAGUUAUUUUUGAUCACCAUUCUGGAUCACCUUUAUAGUUGUCUAUUUGGAACUUUCUUAUGCAACUGUGAAAAAGAGAGAUUAAAAGAGGAGUUGAGCACAAAGACUGUAUCUCUGUGGUCCUAUAUAAACAGCCAAUUAGAGGAAUUCACAAAUCCCUUCUAUGUAAACUAUGAAAACCAUGUCCUGUAUCCUGUUGCCAGUCUGAACCAUUUGGAACUGUGGGUGAACUACUACAUCAGGUGGAACCCAAGGAUGCGGCCUCAGGAUUUUAUGCACCAUCUCAGCUCUGCCUGCCAAAUUGAUAUCCAUCAAUUAAAAAUGCAGCCGCUAACCUGGUCGGCAUAUGCAACUCUGUACGACACUGUUACCAUUCCAGGUGCACAAACAGUUGCUGCUCAGCUGGGACCGAUUUCUGGGUUAGACUAUCCUGAUCUGCAGAAAUAACACUGGGACAAAAAAAGAGCGAAAAUACCACCAGCAGCCUGACAAAUUUGGGUCACACAGAGAAUCCGCUAAUCGAACAACUCAGUGAGCUGAGAGAGACAAACCCAAAUUCCUUUCACGGUGACUCCACGGCUACCUCUGUUUAGGAUUAGCUGAGCCCCAGGCUGCUACAGAGCUUUAUACCUGCACCAUGGAACAUCUUAAACAUCACUCUAACACUGUCA